UGCCGCACUUCCGGCCAUAUCGCCGGAUAUCCGCCGAGUGACCCUUACAAGUCCUUCUUGGUCCUGAAGCGGGGUAGCUACCGCUGUUGCUGCUCGGCUUGAAUUCAGAAACGUAGCCGGACAUGGGGCUGGAGGACGAGCAAAAGAUGCUAACCGGGUCCGGAGAUCCCAAGGAGUCUCAUUUUCAGAAAGAAGUGGUGUUAGCCUCAAGAAGUAUACCAUCAAGUUCACCAGGACUCACCACAGCAGCAGACCAGAAAGAGGAAGCGGAGGAGGAGGAAUUAGUGGAUCCCCUGACAACAAUGAGAGAACAUUGCGAGCAACUGGAGAAAUGUGUAAAGGCUCGGGAGCGACUAGAGCUCUGUGAUGAGCGUGUAUCCUCCCGAUCACAGACAGAGGAGGAUUGCACUGAGGAGCUCUUUGACUUCUUGCAUGCAAGGGACCACUGUGUGGCCCACAAACUCUUUACCAGCUUGAAGUAAAUGUGCAGCCUCAUUCGCCCCAGCUUUUGUCACCGGGGCAUCAGGAUAAUUCCUUAUGAUUUUGAACAUGCCAUUUAGUUCUUAUUUGUGUAAGUUCAUGUGAAACUUGUGGAUUUGGGCUUACACAGUAGUCUGUGUAAUUAACAGUAUUCCAUCUUAAUAAAGUCCUAUGAUCUGUAGACCUGUCUCAUCUUUUUUUUUUAGAA
Molecule: messenger RNA, 688 nt
Organism: Talpa occidentalis (Iberian mole)
Lineage: Eukaryota; Metazoa; Chordata; Mammalia; Eulipotyphla; Talpidae
Product: cytochrome b-c1 complex subunit 6, mitochondrial
Exons: 5
Coding region: 123-482 (119 amino acids)
Biological process (GO): mitochondrial electron transport, ubiquinol to cytochrome c
Source: RefSeq, a predicted model, not a curated record